Molecule: messenger RNA, 828 nt
Organism: Ilyonectria robusta
Lineage: Eukaryota; Fungi; Ascomycota; Sordariomycetes; Hypocreales; Nectriaceae
Product: 14-3-3 domain-containing protein
Exons: 5
Coding region: 1-828 (275 amino acids)
Biological process (GO): signal transduction
Cellular component (GO): cytoplasm
Source: RefSeq, a predicted model, not a curated record
AUGACCACCGAGCGUGAAAGCAAGACCUUCCUGGCUCGCCUCUGCGAGCAGGCUGAGCGAUACGAUGAGAUGGUCACCUACAUGAAGGAGGUGGCUAAGCUCGGCGGCGAGCUCACCGUCGACGAGCGCAACCUCCUCAGCGUUGCCUACAAGAACGUCGUCGGUACCCGCCGUGCCUCGUGGCGCAUUAUCUCCUCGAUCGAGCAGAAGGAGGAGUCCAAGGGCUCCGAGAAGCACGUUCCCACCAUCAAGGACUACCGCACCAAGAUCGAGUUGGAGCUUGAGCGCGUCUGCCAGGAUGUCCUCGACGUUCUCGACGAGUUCCUCAUCCCCAACGCCGCCACUGGCGAGUCCAAGGUCUUCUACCACAAGAUGAAGGGUGACUACCACCGUUACCUCGCCGAGUUCGCUUCCGGUGAGAAGCGCAAGGGAGCUGCCACCGCCGCCCACGAGGCUUACAAGAGCGCCACCGAUGUCGCCCAGACUGAGCUCACUCCUACCCACCCCAUCCGCCUGGGUCUGGCCCUGAACUUCUCCGUCUUCUACUACGAGAUCCUGAACUCGCCCGACCGCGCUUGCCACCUCGCGAAGCAGGCCUUCGACGAUGCCAUUGCUGAGCUCGACUCCCUGUCCGAGGAGUCUUACCGCGAUAGCACUCUCAUCAUGCAGCUCCUCCGCGACAACCUGACCCUCUGGACGUCGUCCGACAGCGCCGAGGCCGAUGCCGCCGGCGCCGCCGAUGCCCCCAAGAAGGAGGAGGGCGAGGCCGACAAGCCUGCCGAGCAGGAGGCUCCCAAGGAGGAGCCCGCGCCCGCGGCCGCCUCUUAA